AUGGCCUCCCGCUUGGCAAGAACUGCUGCCGGGGCUGCCCGCCUCCGACCGGCCCUGUCCCAGCGAUCUGUCCCGGCCAUCGCCUCCAUCAGCGCCCAGCGCCAUGCCUCGUCCAACGUCCCCGAGAAGGCCGACCCCAAGACCAAGGCUCAGAGCAUCAUUGAUGCCCUGCCUGGCAGCUCCCUGAUCUCCAAGUCGGCUAUUCUGUCCUCGGCCGCCGGUCUGUCCGCCUACGCCAUCAGCAACGAGUACUACGUCGUGAACGAGGAGUCCGUUGUCGCCUUCUGUCUGCUCUCCGUCUGGGGUGCCCUCAUCAAGUUCGGAGGUCCCAUGUACGCCGAGUGGGCCGAUGCCCAGAACAAGAAGAUCAAGGACAUCCUGAACGCUGCCCGCACCGACCACACCCAGGCCGUCAAGGAGCGCAUCGGCAACGUCGAGCAGAUGGGUGGUGUCGUCGAGACCACCAAGGCUCUCUUUGCUGUCUCCAAGGAGACCGCCGAGCUCGAGGCCAAGGCUUACGAGCUUGAGCAGAGCACCGCUCUGGCCGCCGAGGCCAAGGCUGUCCUUGACAGCUGGGUCCGCUACGAGGGCCAGGUCAAGCAGCGCCAGCAGAAGGAGCUCGCCGAGUCCAUCAUCGCCAAGGUCACCAAGGAGCUCGAGAACCCCAAGGUUCUGCAGCAGAUCCUGCAGCAGAGCGUUGCUGACGUUGAGAGAAUCGUUUCGUCCAAGGCCCAAUAA
Pestalotiopsis fici W106-1 is the source of this 738-nucleotide messenger RNA. Its product is annotated as ATP synthase subunit 4. NCBI's taxonomy places the organism in Eukaryota, Fungi, Ascomycota, Sordariomycetes, Amphisphaeriales, Sporocadaceae. The transcript is spliced from 3 exons. Gene Ontology annotation, biological process: proton motive force-driven ATP synthesis. The coding region runs from base 1 to 738 and encodes 245 amino acids. The record is from RefSeq and is a predicted model, not a curated record. Gene Ontology annotation, molecular function: proton transmembrane transporter activity.